This is a messenger RNA of Eimeria mitis, 3009 nucleotides long. RefSeq names its product Probable PRP16-RNA-dependent ATPase, related. Gene Ontology annotation, molecular function: RNA binding. Bases 1 to 3009 code for a protein of 1002 amino acids. The record is from RefSeq and is a predicted model, not a curated record. Gene Ontology annotation, biological process: mRNA splicing, via spliceosome. The transcript has 10 exons. Lineage: Eukaryota; Apicomplexa; Conoidasida; Eucoccidiorida; Eimeriidae. Gene Ontology annotation, cellular component: spliceosomal complex; intracellular anatomical structure.
AUGGGGCCCCCUGCCUCUCACGAGGCCCCAAGCUUUGUGCCUUUGCUCAAUGAAGAGGAGGCGGAGGAGACACCAGUGACCCCGGAGCUGCAGUUCCCGCAGCAGCCGCAGCCGCAGCCGCGGCCACAGCAGCAGCAGCAGCAGCAGCAGCAGCAGCGGCGGCUGCUAGUGCCUGCCAGCAACGGCAGCAGCAGCAGCAGCAACAGCAGCAGCGAUGGGGCGUUUGCAGUCCCUGUGUUUCGGCCUCGCCAACGGCGGCAGCAGCAGCAGCAGCAGCAGCAGCAGGAGAUUGGGCCUUGUAUGAAGCCAUCGCUGACGCACAAGGAGUUCCUUACUCGUCGCGCUGCUGAGCUUGCAGCAGCAGCAGAGGAAGCAGCAUCAGCACCAGCAGCAGCAGCAGCAGCAGCAGCAGCAGCAUCGGCAGCACCCGCAGCAGCAGCAGGGGUUUCUAAUGGAGAUGGGGCCCCUGGAGGCCCCCCAAAGCGCCGACGGGCCACAGGCUGGGCGGAUGCAGAGGAAGCUGAGGGGGCCCCCCAGGGGCCCCCUCAGUCAGGGUGGGGGCCCCCCGUCGACCCAAAGGUACAGGAAGAGAGAAAGAAAGCAAUUGAAUUAGCUCUUGAGGGGGAGAAGAGACGCUUGGCGACGUCGGUGCCCUCAACAGAAGAAGAAGAAGCUGAAAGGGCCCUGCAGAGGAUGUGGUAUGACCGCGACGACUGCUCUGGGUUGCAGCUGGGGGACUACGAGGAGGACGACGGGCGUCACCAGGCGAAGGAGGAGAAGCUGAAGAGUCUGAAGGGGGGGGCCCCCGGGGGGGCCCCCGGCCGUUCUCUGGCUGAGCUGCAGCGGCACCGAGACAACGAACUAUGGGAGGAGCUGUUGAUGAGUCGAGGGGGGGCGGGGCAGAGAAGAGAGGUUUCAGUUGACGAAGAAGAAACAGAAGAAACAGAAAAAGAACAUGUUAUAUGCAGACAGAUAUUGCCCCCUUUCCUAGCUGGAUAUAAACCCUCAGAAAGAAAUGUUAGUGUUGUUAGAGAUGAUACCAGUGAUAUGGUCGCUAUGGCCAGAAAGGGCAGCGCAGUGCUGCGUUAUACAAAAGACAGAGAAGACCGCGCUGCAGUUCGUCAGCGGUUUUGGGAGGUCGCGGGUUCGACGAUGGGUAAGCUGAUGCAGGGUGCAGAGGGUCGUGAGGCUGAGGCAGCAGCAGAGGAAGCAGCAGCAGCAGCAGCAGCAGCAGCAGCAGCAGGAGGACGAGAGGGAUAUGCAGCAGCUUUUGUUAACGCUAAAGAUGCUCAUGUUUCAGCUUUCUGUACGCAGCAAACGAUGCAGCAGCAGCGCCAGUCGCUGCCUGUGUUUGAGGGUCGUGAGGCAGAGGCAGCAGCAGAGGAAGCAGCAGCAGCAGCAGCAGCAGCAGCAGCAGGAGGACGAGAAGGAUAUGCAGCAGCUUUUGUUAACGCCAAGGAUGCUCAUGUUUCAGCUUUCUGUACGCAGCAAACGAUGCAGCAGCAGCGCCAGUCGCUGCCUGUGUUUCGUGUUCGUGAUGACUUUCUUUCUGUAUGUAGAGAAUACCAAAUUAUUAUUGUUGUAGGAGAAACAGGCAGCGGGAAAACAACACAACUGACACAGUAUCUGCUUGAGGAGGGGUCUUUGAACACGGACAUAUUGUUUGGUGUAUUGAAGGGGGUAGUGGGUCGUCGUCGUGAUUUCAAGUUGAUAGUAACAUCAGCAACGAUGGAUGCUGAUCGUUUUUCUUCUUUUUUUGGUGGUGCAGUGAUAUUUAAUAUUCCGGGUAGAACAUUUCCAGUAGAAGUUGAAUUCGCUCGGUGUAUACCCGAUGACUAUGUUGACGCAGCAGUACAGAAAUGUUUAGCUAUACACUGCAGCACGCCUCCCCCUUCAUCAGGAGAUGCAGCAACAGCAGCAGAAGGAGAAGAAGAAGGAGGAGGAGAUAUUCUUCUCUUUAUGACGGGACAGGAUGAUAUUGAGGUUUCUUGUAUUCUGCUUGCAUCUAGACUUGAACAGCUAGGAGAGAGAGCUCCACCUCUCACUAUAUUACCUAUAUAUUCUCAGCUUCCUGCUGAUUUACAGGCAAAGAUAUUUGAGCCAUCGAAAUAUAGAAAAGUUAUUGUAGCAACAAAUAUAGCAGAAACAUCUCUGACUGUUGAUGGUGCUAUGCAGAAAGCAAGAGAAGUCCGCGAUCAGUUGGUGGAUACAAUGAAGCAACAGGGAAUAGCUGAAAUAUCCUGCGGUACAGAUUGGGAUGUUCUUAGAAAGGCCAUUUGCGCUGGUUAUUUCCACCACGCCGCGAAGCUGCGUGGCAUUGGUGAAUAUGUAAAUCUGAGGACUUCUGUUCCCUGUCAUGUGCAUCCAACAUCAGCUCUUUACUCAGCUGGAUAUACACCUGAAUACGUCGUCUAUCAUGAGCUCCUCCUUACCACCAAGGAAUACAUGCGAAAUGUGACGGCAGUGGACGCGCGGUGGCUGGCUGAGUUAGGGCCCAUGUUCUUCUCUAUCCGCAAAAUGGGAAUGGGUGGGGGGCGGCUUCAGGCUGAAGAAGAUGCAGCAACAGCAGCCUUUGAGGCCCAAAUGCAGAAAGAUGCGCUGCGGCAGCAGCAGCAGCAGCAGGCAGCAGCAAAGGCAAAUCAGCGAGAGCACGUUGAAGCAACAGCAGGCCGUCGGCGUAGGACAGCAGCAGCAGCAGCAGCACCAGUAGCAGCAGUAGUAGCAGCAGAUACAGAGACAGAUAUACAGCAGCAGAUACAUGAAAAUGUUAUAAUAAAAACCGAAACAGACAAAGAAGAUGAAGCUGCUUUCCUUAGGUUAAAACGUCUACGCUCAGUCGUCAGCUCGAAGCCCUCCCCCCAUCUGCUGCUGCGGGGUGUAAAGACAGAAGAAACACAGGAAGAAACAAAGCCCGAGCAGCAGCAGCAAGCAGCGCAUGCAACCAAACAGCAACAGCAACAACAGCAGCAGCAGCAGCAGCAAACAGCAAAACCGCCGAAAGAUGAAUAA